This is a messenger RNA of Drosophila arizonae, 2468 nucleotides long. RefSeq lists its product as uncharacterized. The record is from RefSeq and is a predicted model, not a curated record. Gene Ontology annotation, molecular function: zinc ion binding. Gene Ontology annotation, cellular component: nucleus. NCBI's taxonomy places the organism in Eukaryota, Metazoa, Arthropoda, Insecta, Diptera, Drosophilidae.
AUCCGAAAAACAAGGAGACAAUGCCAAAUGCCCGCACACUGUGCAGUUGUUAAUUGCAGCGAUAAAUAUGUGCAUGCGGGCAGCAUAUCGUUUCACAGAUUUCCAUUUAAGCGCAAGGACUUGCUGCAGAAAUGGAAAGAGUUCACGCAGCGCAGUGGCCAGUGGAUGCCCUCCAAAUGGAGCGCCAUUUGUAGUCGCCACUUCGUGGACGCCGACUUCAACUGCAGCAACAAUCGGAAGACAUUGAAGAAAAAUGCUGUGCCAACAGUUCGGAUGCCAGACGAUGCAUUAAAUGUGCUUGUGGAGCAGGUGACGCGGCCCGCAGUGGAGACGCAGCAGACCCCAGCAACUGGCGGCACGAGAAGCACCUGUCGCUUCUGUGGCAUUGCAGCGCUUAAUUGCGUGUCGUUUGACAAGAGCUUCGAGCUGUUUGCCAUGAUCCAGAAGUGCUUUCCCACGCUGCAAAUCCUCCAAGAUGACACUCUGCCCCUGCCGAAGGAAAUCUGUGGCGAUUGCUGCCGUCAACUGGAGCGUUUCUCGCAAUUUUGCGACGUUGUGAUUGUCGCCCAGGGUGAACUCCAGCGCAAAUAUCGGCGACAGCUGAAGAUCAAGCAGGAGCCGGUGGUACGGGUCAAACAGGAGGCGUGCGAAAGUCUCGAGAAUCUGUUCCCAGACGAGCUGGACAUGGGUUUGGACGAGGGCUGCUGUGACCAUGAGCCGGAGACGAACGACGAGACAGAACAAAAGUUUCAGUUCUGCAAUUUUCCCAUGCUCAAUGCCCAGGACAUCAUUAACAACUGCGACAUUAUGGAGAUUAUCAAUCUGGACGAUCCGUUCAUCAACAUAACAGACGAUGCAGAUGUUGUCCAGUCGCAGCCCGUCAAUGUCCCAGUGCUGCCGCAAACGGAGCUGCUCAGCGAGGAGCACAACUAUGCCAAAGAGGACUGGCAGCUGCCGCCACUACAGCAAUACAAAACGGAGAAGGUGGAGGGCGCCGAGCCGCAGGAGCAGCCGUUAACGCAAUCGCAAUCGCAAGCCAGUGCUCCAGCUGAGGCGCGCAGCUGCAAGCCCAUUGUGACGAAUGUCAGCGAGAUACCCAAUCCGCUGAUCUGCGAACUGAUGCCACAACCAGCGCCACCACCAGUGGCCAGCACCAAGCCCAAUAUUGUGGUGCUCAACGACAGUGUGGUGCAGUCCUCUGCCUUUCGCCUGCACAAUUGCACCUUCUGCACCACGAAGUUCUUCACAGCUGAGAGCCUGCAGCAGCACUAUGCUCUGGCACAUGCCACGCCUGCUCCCGCGCCCGCGCCCGCUCCCGCGUCAGGUCCAGCGCCCACAGUCACGCCUACAUCCAUGCCCAUGGUCAGCGUGCCGCCGCCCAAUCUCAAUCAGACAGCUCACAGCUCACUCAAGCUGGAGUGUCCGCCAGCUGCGGCGGGCGCUGGUCUGCCCUUGGCCGCCCCCGUUGACUACUGGCAAUCGGAUUGGCUGCCGCCGCAACUGCCAGCCAAGAAGAAGAUCGAUAUCCUGGACAUGCAGCGCAGUUUCCUGCAAUACAAUGAUCUGAUAGCUGAGCCGGCAAUCAGUGCACCGCAGUCUCAGAACUACGCGUACGCCAAGCUGGCCGCACGCUUCAGGCGGCUGCAGAACACGUGUCGCCAGCUGCGCACGAAUCAGAAAUCUUUGGUCAACUCGCGAGCCAAUACUCGUCUGCGCUGCGCCCGCUGUGAGCGUCGCUUUGCCAGCGUGCAGCAGCUGCUGGGCCACAAGCGACGCAAGCGGCAUUUUGGGCAGCCACCGAAGCGCACCUUUGCCGUCAAGUGCUUUGGCUGCCUGCGGCUAUUCUGCUCGCGGCUAGGUCUGCGCCAGCACAUGCGCUACAUCUGCCAGUCGCUGCCGUUGCGCAAUGCCCGGCUGCAGAGCUACAAGUGCCGGCACUGCCAGAGCAUUAGCUUCACCCACUGGCGUUUUUACAGGCGGCACGAGCUCAAGUGCCGCCAGCGGCAGCCACCGAAGCGACUGGCCAAGCGGCGCUGUCAUCCAGCUGGUCCGGCCGGCCAUGCGGCUAAACGAACUGUUCACAGCUGCAGCGUCUGCCAGAAGACAUUCAGCUCGCUGACCGGACUGAAGCAGCAUCGCAUCACCCACAGCUCGGAGCGGAGAUACAAGUGCAGCAUCUGUGAGCGAGUCUUCAAGCGGCGCAACGGACUCUCCCAGCACAUCAAGGGCUAUCAUCUGCAGAUGAAGCCGCACCAGUGUCCCGUCUGCCAGCACCGCUAUGCGCUCAAGUGCGACAUGCUGCGCUGUCGCCACUCCCAGCGACGCGGCGCCGCCCUCAGUGAACUUGAGCCAGCGAAGGCGUAAAGCAUUUUGGAUGUUCUAUGCUUAAAAUGCUUAACUAUACUUAAUUUACAGUAUUAAGAGUAUGUUGCUCUAUGCUGAAUCCAAAAAAGGACACUUAAGAUUGA